Messenger RNA from Priapulus caudatus, 2164 nucleotides. RefSeq names its product N-acetylglucosaminyl-phosphatidylinositol de-N-acetylase-like. Gene Ontology annotation, molecular function: N-acetylglucosaminylphosphatidylinositol deacetylase activity. Lineage: Eukaryota; Metazoa; Priapulida; Priapulimorpha; Priapulimorphida; Priapulidae. Gene Ontology annotation, cellular component: endoplasmic reticulum. Gene Ontology annotation, biological process: GPI anchor biosynthetic process. The record is from RefSeq and is a predicted model, not a curated record. The transcript has 7 exons. The coding region runs from base 303 to 1133 and encodes 276 amino acids.
UACAUUCAACAUUGUAAACAAAAAUCAUUCAAAUUAUUACUUUGGCGUGUUCAUUCACAAUCGUUAACAUUAUCUGUAUCAGCGUUAUGUACAAAGUGCCUGUGGGGUUUGAACCCGUGUUCUUCCUCUUCCUAACACUGUAAGUCCAACUAAUGAUGCAAGCCCAAAACAUUUGUACAGUCAGUGCUCCGUACACCCUGCGCAGCGUGGUGUAUUCUAUACAGGACAGUCUGUGGCUAUACCAGGUGCGUUGUGUUCUAAUGCCACACGCCCCAGUAGUUAUCUAACUAAACAACACAAACAUGACAAUGUUCUACGUCGGAUUGAUGACACUUGUAGUUGUAGUAACAACUGCAUUGAUGAUGUUGGGCUAUUGGAUUUCCUGGCGAUCCCAGAAACUCCCAGACGUGUUUCGCGGAUCAGGAUUUAGUGACGGAUUGCGAAAGAAGAAGAGUCGACUGCGUACGCUCAUCGUUACGGCCCAUCCAGACGAUGAAUGCAUGUUCUUUAGCCCGCUAAUUCAGCAUUUAGUGCAGCUGGACCACAAAGUCUUUCUUCUGUGUUUGUCCUCAGGCGAUUUCUACGGCAUGGGAACGACACGAAUCAUCGAGCUGUUGAGCAGUAGCAGGGUGCUUGGAAUCGACGCAACUCACGUCACUGUGCUGAACGAUAAGAACCUGCUGGAUAAUGCCAGCUUGGAUUGGGAGCCGGCAGAAGUGGAGAAACACAUUGUCAAAGCGUUAAGGAACACACAGGCUGAUAUUAUUAUAUCGUUUGACGGAUAUGGUGUGAGUGGACACAGCAAUCAUCGGGCCAUCCACAGAACCCUGAGUAAGAUGCUGAAAGCUGGACAUCUCCACAAAGGCAAGGCCGGAUCGCAAGUCCACGCAUUCAUGUUGGAGAGUGUCGCCAUCUAUAGGAAAUAUUGUGGGUUUUUCGACGCGACAGUGUCGAUGUUUCUUUCACCAUAUACUGUGAUAUCGACUCCCACUGGUUACAUUACUGCACUGAGAGCCAUGGUGCAACAUUGGAGUCAGCUAGUUUGGUUUAGGAUGUUGUAUGUCGCCUUCUCACGUUACAUGAUGGUGAAUACGCUCGUGCCGUUAGAUGCUACUGAAAUCUGCAACACGUGACAUCAUCAAUCGUCGUGGUUACGCCAACACUCCAUUCGAUUCGUCUGCAGCUUGCGAUGAGGCAUCCAUGCCACUGCUGCGUUUGUCGGGUUGCACUGAUGAGGUACGCCUCGCCAUACAUACAGCCAUAUCUGCCGUCAACGACGCAUUAAUCACAUCGCUUUGCUCUACUGCAUCCGUCGAUGUUGCCCCGUGCCGGCUAGCGCUGGAUUUAUUCCGCGCGCGCAAUCUCGAGUAAGUUCGUCGUUAUCGGACGAUCAUCAACGCGAAGCAUGAGAUGAUUGCUGCAGCUAGGCUCUUCACUCCCGUCUCUUGUUGUCGUGCCGGCACGCUCUGCCUGCCCUGAUCGAUCUAUCAGUGCUGCGACGGAGCUCUUGAUGGCGAGAUGUCGGGGUCGGGAGGGGUUUCCGAUGUCAGACGCGUCGCGAGUAGUUGCGACCGUCGAAAGUCGUAAAUCCCGUAUCGUUUUUUUUUCUUCGGAAACGAUCGGUGUCGCGCGGAAGUCGGGACGUUCGCGUUCACGGUCGCGACGAUUCGUGAUGUUGUCGGCGACGUGCGAGCGAAAUCUCUCUGACGAUGCGCCGUUACACAACAUCCUGCGUGUCGCGCGGUAAACAUGCGCGUCCCACGCGCCGCUCGAAAUGCCACUCGGGCGAACGCGCUCGAAGGGAUGCAGUGGUGCGAUACUAUGCGGAAUUAAAAGCGUGGACGCGCACACUCAGAGUAGGAUGUGAUUAUAUGUACCUUGCUCGUAUUCUCACAGGAGGACGAUGACAAGUGCACUUGCAAGCGUGGCGUGAUACUCGGUGUCCGCUGCCAAACCUUUGAUCGCGAAGUGAAGGUAAUGGAAACAGUUGCAAUAUAGUACAAAUUUUAGUGGACCAUUCAUAAGCGUUUUGUUAACAUUUUAGUAGGAGGUUCGUUAAUAAAACAAACUUGUCGAUUUUGUCGGGUUGGGUAAUGCAGUGUGUCGUUGCAGAUAAUGAUAUUACUCACAAAAGUUAUCCAGUAAAAGAAAUACUGUAGCGAAA